AUGGAAGACCACAGGCAAGCUAAUUGCAAUGUCAUUGGGGAACUAAUAAAAUCAAAAUACAUGUCAAUAAAGAGAGUACACACACCACAUGACAUAAUCAACAACAUGCUAGAUGAUUUUGGUGUUUCAAUGGGGUACCAAAAAGCCUGGAGAGUAAGAGAAAAAGCUUUAGAAUUGGCAAGGGGAAACCAAGAUGAUUCAUACCAAAAACUUCCCAUCUACCUUCACAUGCUAAAAGUCUCGAACCCAGGAUGGAAACACUGUAGGCCAAUCAUUGUGAUAGAUGGAACUUACUUGAAGACAUCAUUUGGGGGAACUUUAUUCACUGCUUCAACAAUGGAUGCUAACAACAACAUAUUCCCAUUAGCCUUUGGAAUAGGAGACUCUGAAAAUGAUUCAUCAUGGUUAUGGUUUUUCAUAAAGCUGAAGGAGACAUAUGGAGAAAGAGAAGGUAUGGCAAUCAUUUCAGACAGGCAUAAAAGCAUAGAAAAUGCUAUAGACGAUGUAUACCCAAAAGCUUUCCAUGGAGCAUGCAUAUUCCACCUAUGCCAUGCUCCAACAAGAAGAUAUACAAUGAUGACAUCAAAUAUAGCUGAAUCAAUAAAUGCUGCAUUGAAAGCUGCAAGAACGCUGCCAAUCACUACAAUGAUGGAGGGCCUUCGAAGUUUAGUUCAAAAAUGGGUAUGGAAAAAUGGUAACGAAGCAAACGGAACAUUCACACAAGUAACAACAGAUACUGAAACUGUGCUUAGAGAAAACUUUAUUCGUGCCAUUAAAUUUCGGGUCUUCCCAGUAAACACUAUAUUGUACCAAGUUGUGGUUGAACAGAAAGGAAAUUUUUUGGUCAACCUAAUGGAGAAAACAUGUGAAUGCAAAAGAUUCCAACAAGACGAAAUACCGUGUGCACAUGCAAUAGCAGUAUUCACCAAAACACGGCUGAAAACAUAUGAUUAUGUUGCUGAUUACUACAAAACUACAACUAUGAAAGCAACAUAUGACUCAACUGUUCAUCCAUUGCCAAAUUACAGCGAAUGGACACUGCCAGAGACUUUAAACAUAAUUGUCCUACCACCAAAAUCAAGAAAACCACCAGGCCGCACUAGAAGAAAAAGAAUCAGAUCUAGAGGAGAACCAAAGGUGCAAAUAAAAUGUGGAAGAUGCGCGCAGCAAGGGCAUAAUAGAAAAACAUGCAGGAAUGAACCAAUCCUAAAGCUGCGAAACACAACAAAGUCAAAGAAAAUAGACAAAUAA
Molecule: messenger RNA, 1251 nt
Organism: Humulus lupulus (European hop)
Lineage: Eukaryota; Viridiplantae; Streptophyta; Magnoliopsida; Rosales; Cannabaceae
Exons: 5
Coding region: 1-1251 (416 amino acids)
Molecular function (GO): zinc ion binding
Source: RefSeq, a predicted model, not a curated record